AUGCUGUCUGUCACAGCUACCUCCUUGCGGGCAGGCUCACGACGAGCUGUAUCCCGAGUAGCUGGAGCUUCGUCCGUCGCGGCUCCGAGACAGAUCCGACGUCCCAAUGUCGCCCUAUGCCAAGCCCUCUCCACCACGACCGCGUUGGCAUCACCACCUGCCCGAGACCGUGCACGAGAGAUUGUUGCCCAGACUGUGAGCAACAUUGGCAGCAACCAGCAGUACCUCAAGUUGUUUACUUCGGUUUCAUCCCAGAAGUUCGCCGUCAUCAAGGUCGGCGGUGCCAUAUUGACGGAAUAUAUUAGUGAGCUCUGCAGGAGCUUGCUAUUUCUAUACGAAGUGGGAUUGUAUCCUGUAAUUGUCCACGGAGCCGGGCCCCAAUUAAACCGGCUUCUGGAAGAAGCUGGCGUUGAACCUCAGUUUAAGGAAGGUAUCCGUGUGACGGAUGCUAAGACGCUUGGUGUCGCCAGAAAGCUCUUCCUCGAGGAAAACUUACGACUUAUUGAUCGUUUGGAUGAACUUGGUGUCGCCACCCGUUCAUUGAGUGGAGUCUUUAUGGCGGAUUAUCUCGACAAGGAAAAGUGGCAGUAUGUGGGCAAGAUUACCAAGGUUAACAAGGAGGCCAUCGAAAAGUCUAUCGAGGCCGGAUACAUUCCCAUCUUGACUUCUAUGGCUGAGUCUGAGGAUGGCAGACUACUCAACGUUAAUGCAGAUGUCGCUGCCGGUGAACUUGCCCGUGCUUUGGAGCCUCUUAAAAUUCUUUACCUCUCCGAAAAGGGGGGACUUUUUGACGGCGAAGGCGAGAAGAUCUCCCACAUUAACCUGGAUAAAGAAUUCAAUCAUCUCAUGUCUCAGCCCUGGUGCCGGUACGGCACUCGUCUUAAGAUUAAGGAGAUUAAGGAGCUUUUAGACACCCUUCCACGCAGCUCGAGUGUUGCCAUCAUCCAUCCGAGCGAGAUGCAAAAGGAACUUUUUACUGAUUCUGGUGCUGGUACUCUUAUCCGUCGUGGUGAUAAGAUGUAA
Messenger RNA from Metarhizium brunneum ARSEF 3297, 1023 nucleotides. RefSeq names its product Protein arg-6. Gene Ontology annotation, cellular component: cytoplasm; mitochondrial matrix. The record is from RefSeq and is a predicted model, not a curated record. Gene Ontology annotation, biological process: L-arginine biosynthetic process. NCBI's taxonomy places the organism in Eukaryota, Fungi, Ascomycota, Sordariomycetes, Hypocreales, Clavicipitaceae. Gene Ontology annotation, molecular function: N-acetyl-gamma-glutamyl-phosphate reductase (NADP+) activity; acetylglutamate kinase activity.